Messenger RNA from Mercenaria mercenaria, 873 nucleotides. Its product is annotated as S-crystallin SL11-like. Gene Ontology annotation, molecular function: glutathione transferase activity. Gene Ontology annotation, biological process: glutathione metabolic process. The record is from RefSeq and is a predicted model, not a curated record. Bases 131 to 763 code for a protein of 210 amino acids. The transcript has 5 exons. NCBI's taxonomy places the organism in Eukaryota, Metazoa, Mollusca, Bivalvia, Venerida, Veneridae.
UGGGGACAGUUUAAACACUUCCUUAUAUCCAUCGCAAACCACAAGUAGCUUUUAACAUUCAACUGGAUUUCCCCCUCUUUUCAGCCUUUGACAAUAUUGAUAACGCAUACUUUUAUUUGAGAUUUAGACGAUGGCGGAAAAGUACCAACUUUUGUAUUUUAACAAAAGAGGUGGAGGGGAGAUAAUUAGAUUAGUGUUUGUUACAGCAGGAGUACAAUAUGAGGAUAUUAGGCUUGAUAUGGCAGAAUGGUUAAAACUGAAAUCAGAUAUGCCGAUGAGAUGUUUGCCAUGUUUAAAAAUUAUUAAAGGAGAAAGAACUUUCAUUCAUUGUCAGUCUGGAGCGAUUGCAAAAUAUCUAGCGAGAAAGUUUGGACUCUACACGGAUAAUGAAGACGACAACUUGCUUAUUGACGAGAUGUACGACAGCGUUGGUGACGUAAGAAAUGUCUUUGUGCAAGUACAGCUGUGUAAGGACGAAGCAACCAAAAAAGAUUUGAAUGAGAAGCUGUUGACUGAAAUGCUGCCUAAGUUUGCCUCUUUCUUUAAGCUACGGAAGAAUGACUUCGGUGGCAAUGGGUAUAUCAUUGGCUCAAAGAUGACACUCGCGGACCUUGCUGUAUUUAACAUGGUUGAUAGUUGUAUUGAGAUGGGCCUCGAAUCACUAUGGAAACCAUACCCGUUGUUACUAGAACAUAGACAAAAUGUGAUAAAAGAUACUAACAUUGCAAAAUGGUUACAGACACGACCCAGAACUGAAGUUUAGACUUAUAUGAUGUAAAUUUAAUGCCUUUAAAACAUAUGUUUAUAUUCGCUACAUUUUUAUUUAGUCUGUAUGAAAAAUUUGCAGUGUCUUACAUAAAAAUAUGAUUCUGA